Messenger RNA from Porites lobata, 1505 nucleotides. NCBI's taxonomy places the organism in Eukaryota, Metazoa, Cnidaria, Anthozoa, Scleractinia, Poritidae. The record is from the annotation of a GenBank genome assembly.
AUGGGUUGCGGAUCGUCCUUGUCAGCAGAGUUUCAAGAGAAAUACACAGCUUCAAUUCAACUCUCCGCAGCUCAAAAAAAAAUCGUGCGAGAAACAUGGGAGUUUGUGGAACAACGUAGGAGUUAUGUAGGGAAGAGGAUGUUUUUGAAGUAAGUGUAUUUGUACCAGAUAACAAGAGUUACUUAAGGGCACACGGAAAGUCUCAUUUCUUUGCUCUCAAAACACCACAUACGACUUGUAUGCAUACCAUCUACAACCGUUUUCGCCUGUCAUCCACGGUUAAACCGCACCGGAAAAUGCUGAUAAAAAUGAGGACUUUCGAGAACUCACCAGUGUAUAGGGGCACCCAACGACGGUUUCCUCCUAAAUGUAUUGAAAACACGUUUUAGGCUAUCCAGAGUAGAUCUCUAGAAAUGUAUUCAAGUGGCGCUAAAAACAGUCACUUGGUGCUCCUGAGUGUAAAGCUGCUCAUUUUCCUCAAGAAAAAAUCGGAAAAGUAUCCCCUUUUUCGAAGAGAAAAGAACCUUGUCCAUGGGUUUGAUGAAUAUAUUUGAUACCCUUUUAUAUUCGCAGAUUCUUUGAAAACAAUCCCGAAUACAAGCGCCUGUUUCCAGAAUUUAAAGAACUCUCGCUAUCUGACAUAGAGAAAACCAAAGAAUUACAUGGGCAUGCAAAGCGCGUAAUGAAAGCUUUGGAAAAUGCAGUGUCGGCGAUGGAUGACGCCGAGAUUUUUGCCGCGUAUUUGAAUGAACUUGGCCGGAGACAUAAAGAUCGACCAAUGAAACCACUACACCUAGAUGUAAGUGAGUCUAAGUGAAGUUAGCUGGUUGUUUCGCAUGUAUCCAGGUUCGCCUACUACAAAUUCAUCAGGAACUUUAAAUUAAUGUUGGACGCGUGGGCAAAUCGACUGUCAGCAAGGCCGAUGCUAUAUCUGUCGGUGAAUUUCUCAGCAUGUUACUUGAGAGUAAAAUCUUUUCGAAAAAACACAACACGUAAAAAACUCGAGGGAGGCAUGCCAUUAACCCCUUCCUUGUACCACGCGGGUGGGGGAGGAGAGGAGUUUGCGUGUGCGUCCGAUGCUGUGAAAACUCUUUCUAGGUUUAAUAGUUAACAUGGUUUAUAAUUACCCACCCAUCAAAACUAACCAGACUGAAACGUUUGAUUUGCAAACCGAGGUGUCCCCCAAACGUUUGACGUAGGUUUGAUGGGUAAACCACGCACCAUUUCGAAACACAAAUAAAAGUAUACCUGUGUUUUCGUUUCCAGUCAGUAAAGACCGCUUUGAUGUUUACUCUUCAAGAACUCUUCAAAUCCAGCUGGACCGAGGAAACAGCAGAGGCCUGGAACAAGCUCUUCAUGUUUAUCAAGGAUCAAAUGGUACGUGGCUUGCAGUCACGAGCAUGAACUCCAAACACGACUUCCGAGCAUAAACUCCAAACAAGCAUAAACUCCGCAUGAACUCCAAACAACACUUCCGGCAUAUAUUUUCAGAUCUAAGGGACCGG